AUGCCUCAGGGAAGUCAGGACUCGCCAUUGUUAGCCUUGAGGUCAACUGGCAGAGAUGAAUUUCCUUCUGCUACUGCUACGUCGCAAGCUAGCCAAUACGCGAACACUUCACGUCAAUCACAGAACUCAGCAAGUCACUGUGAACAUGAUCUGUAUGAGCGGCCCGGCGAACUUCCAGAGGAUCCUAUCAUCAUCACAUCGAACCCCCCCAAAUCGAACUAUUCCCCCAAUGCCGCCCCAUCAGCAACCAAUAAUUACUUUCCGAUAGAUAGCGUUCAUUUUCCAGGACUAAGGACAGGUGACGUUGUCAUCCCUCUUACCUUUCUGAACAACUUUGCCUUCAACAAUGACCCUCCUGAAGCACGCCAUGCCAAGUUUGUGAAGCACGUAUUGCAACACCUCUUCACUAGUCAAGAUCGAGAGGAAUUUAAGCUUGGCGGCACGGUCUUCGAAAUAGUUCAUCUGCACACAGAGAAGCUCGUCGUCGCCGGCGAUCCUUUUCAUGUUCUUCUAUACGAAGAAAAUGGAAUGCUCCGGAUCAUGGACCUUCACGACCUUAAUGCCCAGCGCGAGGAAGAGCUUAGUCACGACCAAGGUGAAGCUGCGCUCAUCAAACGCGCCUUGAUUGCACACCGCCAAGAUAGACUUUCUCACCCCGUUCCUAUUGAUCCUAAGGGAAAGAAGCGGAGUAACGAAGACCUAGACAUGCCAUCGCUCCGAAGAAUUGCCAAAUAUGCGGAAAGGAUGGAAGAGCAGGAAGCCACAGAAUUGGUCCCCUCAACAGCUCACUCCACAGACCAGCAGGACAACCAUAAAGCUGUGAGCGAACCUGCGCACUCUUUUCUGCAAGUCCGGUUUCGAAAGUGUAGCCAAGCAGCCCGGGUUCUACGACUUGUUUACAGUAGGCUUAAGAAAGCAGAUCUUAUACCGACAUUGUUGAAAGUUUCGGCAACUAGUCGACGACUUAAGAGAGGUGAAAUCUCCGAUGUCAUUACAUGUGUAAUCGAGUCUCAUAGAGCCGCAUGGGAAGUCAUAGACAAGCCGUAUGCACGUGCCGAGCAAGAAUACCGAUAUCGCCAAGGAGAGGCAGUUCCAGACGGUGACCGGGGACAUGGUCUUCUAACAGAAGCUUUUUCUCGGGUGGCCCAUCUUAAGACUCGUCUGUAUUUGUAUAUCACCGCCAUUGAAGGUCAAAGCUGGAGUGGUACCUUCCAAAUUCAAAAGCAAUGUGAGACCAUCGGGAGCACUGUGAAGAGCCUCGAGCUUGCUCAGUGGUGGCUCGGUGAGUUGACGUGCCAAGAAGAGCUGGCAAACUCACGCAAAGAGAAAGCGCACAACGUUUCCCGCAAGCUUCGAAAGACGUACCAUAUUGGAUCUACAGAUGAUUCCCAGGCCACUGAAGCCAUAACAGAAGAUCUGAUUGGUAUUCUGUAUCAUGACCGCAAGAGUUCUGAAGACUCUAUUCAGUUCUCUAGCAACGAGCAGGUGCCAUCUGGCAAUCCCUUUACAAAUCUACCUAGAAACUGUCAUCUGGACACUCCACCAGCAGCCAUGAAUGACAAUCUUGGGGAAAGGCCCGUCUCUUCAUCAGUUUCUGACGAGGUCGCUGCCAAGGCAAACAGGUCUUCGAGCAAUCACACUAUUGCCACCACUGAACCUGGAAAUAGUGGUUCGAAACCAUACUGGGAUUCAUCGGCAGCUGAAAUUGAGGCCUGGGACGUUGGUAAACUUCCGUCAUUUCGAAAUUUCAGAUUCCUGACAAAAUUGGUACACACUAUUCCGAAACAUGUUGUGAAAGACCUACAGUUACUAUUUCGCAACACUGGUGAUUCAAAAAGAGUGCGGGCUGAUAGUUGUGCUCGACUCAUUGUAUUGCUUAUGCACGGACAGCGCCCUUGUGAUCCAUCGGAAGAGGCCACAAGGACGGUAAUUCAUAUCCGGAUGGCCUAUGAGACCGGCGACACUGGUCUAUUAUUCAACCCCGACACACAACCUGACUACGAUGGUUUUCUUCGCGGUAUUGGCAGGUCUAACACCCUUCGGGUUUGGCGCGUCUUUCUCGAUAUCUUUGUGAACGUUUUGCAUGCAUGGAAGGAACCAACAGCUGCCUACGCGAAUCUUCACUCCUCUGAGAACCCAAUGCCGACUAUGGACCCUCCCAGUCGUCGUUCGCUCAAUUCUUACUUUCGCGUUGUUGGAACAUUGACCGACGAUAUGGCCAAGAACCAAUCUAUAGCAUUGGAGCGGUUCCAGAGUCACAUGCGUGACAGGGAACCCGAUUCAGAAGACAUUGAAGAACUACUGGAAAAGCGCCCAGAGUACCGAGACUAUGAACAUGACCUAGUCGUCCUUAAUCCGAUGGCUAACGUAGAUGAGUACGUUGUAAUGUCUCAGGACAAGAAAACUUCUAGAGACCCGCCGUUGAAACGCCACCAGGUUGAGGGACUGCGUUUCCUUUGGCGAGAGAUCGUCGAGGCGAAGGAACAAGAAGGAUGCUUGCUUGCUCAUACAAUGGGUUUAGGAAAGUCUCGGCAGAUCAUCGAAUUCCUCCAAGUCCUACAGGAGUCUGCCAAUUCUUCUAAUACGAAUAUAGCACAACUCGUACCGCCACAUCUUUCAGAAGUCCGAGCUUUGCUACUCUGCCCAGCAUCCGUUGUGGAGAACUGGUUUCAUGAGCAUAAUAAAUGGGGUAUCGAAUUAGAAGUCGUCGGCGGUCAUAUUAUCCAUACUAUCAAAGCUAUGGGAGGUACGUCACUUACACAGUUGAGAUUAGACAAGAUAAGAUACUGGAACACUCACGGUGGGCUGUUGAUCCUGAGCUAUGACAUGUUUGUCGGCUACACCAAGCCGGCGGCAGAAAGUGAUACCGUCUGGAAGCCAACUGCGCCAAGAGCGAAACCUGAAAGCCAAAUGACCCAAAAGCAACGCGACAAUAAAGCGGCGCGAGAAAGUCGUGCAAAGAACAAAGCCGUCAAAGAGGAAAUACAACUUGAAGAGAUCAAGACGCUGCUUCUCGACGCUCCAAAUCUGGUCAUCGCAGACGAGUCGCAGAGGCUGAAAAACAUGGACUCAGUAAUUGCACAGUGUGCUAGCAGAUUUCGAACCAAGAGUCGAAUAGCUCUCACCGGUACUCCGCUCUCUAACAACUUGGGAGAAUAUUACUCCAGCAUCAAUUGGAUUGCGCCCGGAUAUCUAGGUGACGCUCAAGAUUUCAAGAGGCUGUACCAAAGACCAAUCGAACAAGGUCUCUACAAGGACAGUGGGAAGGCAUUAUUCAAGAGAUCUCGAGAAGUUCUGACCGUGUUGAGGGAAACCAUCCGUCCAAAAAUUCAUCGCCGCGAGAUUACAUCAUUAGAGGAACACAUCCCCGGCAAAGUUGAGUUCAUUAUCACGCUGCCACUUACGCCUAUCCAACGUAAAACAUACACCGACUUCGUCAGAGGACUUCAUUGCGAUGAGACAGAGAAUAACUUCCGCAUCUUCGGCUGGCUCUCCGCCCUGGCAUAUUUGAACACGCAUCCUCAGUUUUUCCUAGAGAGACUAAAGGAACGCAAGCGCAUACAACGCGAGGCCGCUAUUCCCGCCAUGACUACGAGAGACAGUCAUGGCCGCCUACCCGACGUCAACUUGGAAAGUGAUACACCACUCGCACUAUCGUCAUUGUCCAUCCCACCAAGGCUUAUGGAUACACUCGAGAAAGAUCUAUCGGCGGUAGCAGACUUGGAAAGCUCUGUAAACUCAUGGAAACUUGAAAUGCUUCUAGAGAUUCUUCGGUAUUGCUCAACCAUUAAAGAUAAAGUAUUGGUAUUCAGCCAAUACAAGACGACCCUUAGAUUCCUUCAGCGACACAUAGAGAACAUCAAUCUCCCGUGUUUCGUCCUGGAUGGAGAUGUGUCUCAUGAGAAGCGUCUUGAAGACAUCCAUGAGUUUAAUACGAGCGUUGAUUGGUCCGUCUACCUUGUUUCAACGUUGGCUGGAGGCACAGGCCUCAACAUGUAUGCUGCUAACCGGGUCAUUACCUUCGACCACCACUUCAAUCCCGCCAUGGAGGAGCAGGCCAUCGGGAGAGCAUAUCGUCUUGGCCAGACGAAGAAGACGUUCGUUUAUCACCUCGCUCUAGGUAAUACGUUCGAGACUGCGCUGCACAUCACGCAAGUGUACAAGCAGCAGCUUGCGGCACGGGCUGUGGAUGGUCAGGCGCCGUUGCCUCAAGCAAACCACGUCAAGGAGUACCUUUUCGUACCGGUUGAGGACGGUGAUCCUGGCUCCAUUGUCUGCGCCGGCGCGGAUGAGAGCGUGUUGGGGCCGAUCUCGGCCGUCAAAAAGAUCCCCAUCUUGGGGGUCCUGACGACGGACGAGUAUCGGCGCCUCAACCCAGAGGAGGCGGUGGAUGACGGGCCGGAGAGUGUGGCGGUGGAGAUGGGGAAGUGGGGGGGAAGUGAGAUGGUGUUGGCCCUGCGGAGGAGGGCCGGGGAGGGGAUGGAGGAGGAAGGAAGAGAGGAGACCGGGGCCCCAGCGGUCCUAGACUCCGAGUCUAUGGAGGAGGACUUAGAUAUCUAG
Pseudovirgaria hyperparasitica is the source of this 4560-nucleotide messenger RNA. RefSeq lists its product as uncharacterized. NCBI's taxonomy places the organism in Eukaryota, Fungi, Ascomycota, Dothideomycetes, Acrospermales, Acrospermaceae. The record is from RefSeq and is a predicted model, not a curated record. Gene Ontology annotation, cellular component: nucleus. The transcript is spliced from 2 exons. Gene Ontology annotation, molecular function: ATP binding; ATP hydrolysis activity; ATP-dependent chromatin remodeler activity. Bases 1 to 4560 code for a protein of 1519 amino acids.